Musa acuminata AAA Group (dessert banana) is the source of this 601-nucleotide messenger RNA. RefSeq lists its product as uncharacterized. Gene Ontology annotation, molecular function: phenylpyruvate tautomerase activity. Lineage: Eukaryota; Viridiplantae; Streptophyta; Magnoliopsida; Zingiberales; Musaceae. The record is from RefSeq and is a predicted model, not a curated record. The transcript has 3 exons. The coding region runs from base 89 to 436 and encodes 115 amino acids.
CUCGGCACCUUUGGAGACUCCUCAGAAGUUCGCAUCUCCUUUGGGAGGCAACUGAGUGAGAGAGAGAGAGAGAGAGAGAGAGAGAGAGAUGCCGUGCCUUAACCUUUCCACCAACGUGAGCCUCGACGGCGUCGACACCUCCGCCAUUCUCUCCGAGGCGUCGAAGACCGUUGCCAGACUCAUCGGCAAACCCGAAGCGUAUGUGAUGAUAGUUCUCAAAGGAUCGGUGCCCAUGUCUUUCGGCGGGACAGAGCAGCCCGCGGCGUACGGCGAACUGGUCUCCAUCGGCGGCCUGAACUCCGAUGUCAACAAGAAGCUGAGCGCCGCCGUCGCGGCCAUCCUCGAGACCAAGUUGUCCGUCCCCAAAUCCCGCUUCUUCCUCAAGUUCUAUGACACUAAGGGCUCAAACUUUGGGUGGAACGGGUCGACUUUUUAGGACUUGUAUGGCCUUGGUGCUUUUGAUUGAGCAUGUUGGGGUCAAAUUCUAUGCUUAAAUAAAUAUAAUGGUCUGAUCUGUUCCCUGACUGUUACUAAAAUAUCUGUCAUCUCGGGAAAAACUUAUAGACUUUUAUGCUUAGCGUCACUAUUAUCUUUUGCCUAA